AUGGUUAAAAACUGUAACGAUUUAUCCCCAGACGAGAAAAAUAAGUUAGUAAACCUAUUCUUCAUCACUUCAGGAUGCAUGCUAGUAUGGACUUCACCAGUGCUUCCCAAACUGCAAUCCAACGAUACCUCAAUCAACCCUCUGGAGAAACCGAUGAGUUUGCUUCAAAUUUCAAUAAUGACAUCGAUUAAUCCUUUAGGAUCUGCACUUGGAACGAUACUAACAGGAAAAAUUCCAGAUUUGAUAGGACGAAAACGGACUAUACAAUACUUGUGUUUAAUUUUAUUUACAGCUUUCUUCGGUCUUUUCUUUGCCAAUGAAGUAUACUUAUUUUAUAUUUGUUUAACGAUAAUAUCAACUGUGGUAUCGGCUGGGUGCAUCGUAGUGCCAAUAUAUACAGCUGAAAUUGCUGAAGAUCAUAACAGAGGAACUCUAGGAUACUUUCUUUCCACAGCAUCAGUAUUAGGACAACUUUACGCAUUUACGAUAGGAUCAGUUACUAACGUAAACCUGUUUUCCUUGCUGUGUGGAGCACCUAUAAUACUUUUGUAUAUAUUUUCAUAUUUUAUACCUGAAUCACCAGUAUAUUUACUGUUAAAAGGCAAUAAGGAUAAAGCAAUUAAAGAACUAAAGAAAUUAGGGAAGUUUACAGAUAUUGAUAGUUUAGAGCUGAUAGCUUCUGAAAAACAUAAAAUACUUAAACAAAGUAAUGAUAGGUCAGUUGUUGCAAAAAACACUAGUAUAAAGAAAAAAUCUGUAAAAAGAGCAAUAAUACUUUCCAUUGCUGUAAUUAGUAUUCAGAAUUUAGCAGGAAUGCAUAUAGUAUUGGCCUUUUUAGGAACCCUACUUAAUGACGUGACUACCAGCUUAUCUGGUAAUACUUUAGCAAUAAUAGUAAUAGUAUUUAAACUUAUUUCAAAUUUGCUGGGCCUAAACAUUAUAGAUAAUAUAGGCAGGAGAUUUUUACUGCUUUUAGCUAUUAUUAUUUGUGGCAUUUCUAUGUUUCUACUCGGUAUUUUUUUCUACUUUAAAGAAAACCACUACAUUUUAUCCCAACCUAUUAAACUAUUACCCGUACUAUUUUUCAUAAUUUUUGUUAUCAUGUAUACGUUGGGUCUUACUUCUCUACCUUUUAUAUUAAGAACAGAAUUACUUCCCAACGAGAUACGAUCUCUUGGAUGUAGUAUUGCCCAACUGGUUGGUAAUUUACUAAUGUUUGCAACAGCCUUUGUCUAUCCAAUGGUAGCCGAAUAUCUGGGUGUACACUAUUGUAUGUUUACAUUGAGUUUUUUCUGCUUUAGCGGUUUUAUAGGAUUAUAUUUAUACCUACCAGAAACAAAAGGAAAAAGUUUCCUAGAAAUAGAGAAUAUCCUUAGUAGAUGA
Messenger RNA from Diabrotica balteata, 1383 nucleotides. The record is from the annotation of a GenBank genome assembly. NCBI's taxonomy places the organism in Eukaryota, Metazoa, Arthropoda, Insecta, Coleoptera, Chrysomelidae.